This is a messenger RNA of Chrysemys picta bellii (western painted turtle), 7498 nucleotides long. RefSeq names its product G protein-coupled receptor kinase 4 (gene GRK4). Gene Ontology annotation, molecular function: ATP binding; G protein-coupled receptor kinase activity. Lineage: Eukaryota; Metazoa; Chordata; Testudines; Emydidae. Gene Ontology annotation, cellular component: cytoplasm. The record is from RefSeq and is a predicted model, not a curated record. Gene Ontology annotation, biological process: regulation of signal transduction; protein phosphorylation; signal transduction.
UGGCAGAGGAGGGAGGGGGCGGUGAGUGAGUGAGGAGUGAGUGAUGGGGGAGAGGAGAGCCCGGCAGUAGCCCUCGGGGGCCGGAUGAGUGGAGCCCGGGUGUCCCGGCGGUGGCGGGGCAGGAGGAGGGGGCGAAGGAGGUGGUGGCUCUGAGGGGACAGAGGGCUUGGUUGGAGCCCUGAUCAUGGAGAUCGAGAACAUCGUGGCCAACACGGUGCUGCUGAAAGCCAGGGAAGGAGGGUGUGGCAGACGGAAUGGACGCAGUAAGAAAUGGAAGGAGAUGCUAAAGUUACCACCUCUCAGUUAUUGUGAAGACCUUAGACGUUCAAUCGAAAAAAACUAUAACCAGCUCUGUGACAAGCAGCCAAUAGGGAGACUUCUCUUCAGACAGUUCUGUGACACUAGGCCAGAUUUGAAGACAUGCAUUGAAUUCCUGGAUGCAGUGGCCAAGUAUGAAGUGUCUUCAGAUGAAAAGCGUAAAGAUUGUGGUCUGAAAGUUUUAGACACAUACUUCACUAACUGGUCUGCAGCCCACUUACCGGAAAUACCUCAGGAUACAGUGAAUGAAUGUAAAACAAGACUGGAGCAGAACCCUUGCAAAGAUCUUUUUAAUGACUGCACUAGGAUUGUCCAGGAUUAUUUAAGUGGAGCACCUUUUGAGGCUUACCAACAAAGCAUCUAUUUCUCCCGUUUUUUACAGUGGAAAUGGUUGGAAAGGCAACCAGUAACCAAGAACACAUUUAGAUAUUACCGAGUACUGGGCAAAGGAGGAUUUGGAGAGGUAUGCGCUUGCCAAGUGCGGGCAACAGGAAAAAUGUAUGCUUGUAAAAAGCUAGAAAAAAAGAGAAUCAAGAAGAGAAAAGGAGAAUCAAUGGCAUUAAAUGAAAAAAGAAUUUUAGAAAAAGUGAAUAGCAGAUUUGUAGUUAGUUUAUCCUACACCUAUGAGACUAAAGAUGCCCUAUGUUUAGUAUUAACCAUUAUGAAUGGAGGGGAUUUGAAGUUUCACAUUUACAACAUGGGAAAUCCUGGCUUUGAUGAAGAAAGGGCUGUUUUCUAUGCUGCAGAGCUCUGCUGCGGCUUGGAGGACUUACACAGAGAGAGAAUUGUUUACAGAGACUUGAAGCCUGAAAAUAUUCUCCUUGAUGACUGUGGACACAUCAGGAUUUCAGAUCUUGGAUUAGCUGUGCAGAUCCCAGAAGGAGAAACAGUCCGAGGGCGGGUUGGAACAGUUGGAUACAUGGCUCCAGAAAUCCUCAACAAUGAAAGGUAUACAUUCAGCCCUGACUGGUGGGGUCUUGGCUGCCUAAUUUAUGAAAUGAUUCAAGGACAAUCACCAUUCAGGAAGCGUAAGGAAAAGGUCAAACUGAAUGAGAUAGACCGAAGAGUGAAGGAAGACCAGGAAGUGUACUCGGACAGAUUCUCAGAGGAGGCAAAAUCCAUCUGCAGGAUGUUACUUGCCAAAGAUCCAAAGGAACGAUUGGGGUGCACUGGAGAUGGAGCUGCUGCUGUAAAACAGCAUCCCAUUUUCAAGAAUAUUAACUUCAAGAGACUGGAAGCAAACAUGUUAGAACCUCCGUUUUUACCAGAUCCACGUGCAGUGUAUUGUAAGGAUGUCUUGGAUAUAGAGCAAUUCUCCACAGUAAAAGGAGUGAACCUGGAUACUACAGAUGAUGACUUCUAUUCCAAAUUUGUUACAGGUUGCGUCUCAAUCCCUUGGCAAAAUGAGAUGAUUGAAACAGAAUGCUUUCAAGAGGUCAAUAUAUAUGAACCUGAUGUCACUUUGUCACAAGACCUAGAUAUGAGCAAAGAUACUCCUAGACCAAAGAGAGGCUUCUUUCACAGACUCUUCAUGGGAGGGGUAAAAGUCUGUUUUAAAUCUGGUUACAUUGAUGAUGAAGAGGAGUUCUCUAGACUCUAAAUCAGAGAAUUGUAGCCAAAAAAUAAAAGGAUGAGUGAACUCUGAAUGUUUUUAUCUAUGUAAAGUGUAUUAUAAAUGUAAAAAAUUAUGUAUGGGCUUACAGAUAUUGUAUAUUUGUACUUUAGUUUUAAGUGUCAAGAUGUAUAUUUUCACUAAAUCUUUAUUGUACAAAAGCCAAGAGUGCCACUUAAGUGUAAGCAUGUAUGUGUGAUAUAUUAUGUAUUUUAAUUGGAAUGAAGCUGGAAAUGCUUAAAGGUUUUAAAGUACAGAAACUUAUGCUAUCUAUGAUAUGGAUGUUACUUGGCUUUGGGGAUUAUGUUGUUGUUGUUCCUGGCAACUCUACUGAAAGGCACUGUUUCUUAUUCCUCAGAAUAUUAUUUAGGUUUGUUCUCAACAGCAGACUCGUUAUACUGAUUAGUAUUAAUAUUUCUGGUGUAAAUAGCACUUCAUUUCUGUUUGCUGUCAGAUUGCACUCUAAUAUAAUUCCCAAGUCAUUUAAAAUGAAACUGCUAGGAAAAGAAGGAAUGAGUUCAGUGCACUGUGACCAGUUUCUGUAAAAUACUUUUUACAAGUUGGGAUUUAAAGACUAUUUGUUUGUCUCAAGUUGUUCCUGUUUUGUAUAUUGUGUGUAAUAUGUAAUGCCUUAUUUUUUAAACAAACUUAAUUUCUCCAAAUGUUGAUAUCAGGAGACAGUAAUAGAUUUCUGACUAAGUAUAUAUAUUUUCCCCCAUUUAUCAGAAAGAUAAAUGGUUUCUCUGUAUCUUUUUAGAAUAAUUGCCUUUCUAUUCAUAUCUUUGUCAGGAGUGAACACAACAGGAAUUCCAGAUUUUUUAGAAGUAGUCAUUUAUGCUUUUGGUCCAUAGCUUUUCCCCAUCCCCACUCUAGCUAUAGCUUAUCUGAGUAAGGCCUUUGUCUACACUGGAAUCAGAACCAUGCCAGCUAUACAACUUGACUAUGUUUUGAAUGUUUCAUGGUUAUUGCUAACGGAAUUUUCCUAAGCACUGUGGACAGAACUUUUUUCCCUGAGAUUGUUAGCCAACUCCUUGCUAUAGGGUUUCAUUUAUAGCAAGGGUUGGUAAGUUGGAAUCUCAAAAAAUGGUAUGAUCUGAUCUACCACACAAUACCUCCUUGCUUAUUGCUAUUGUAGAUUCUUACAUUUUGGUUACAGCAUUGUCUGUGAUCAUGACUACUGAGUAAAAAUAAAACUAAUAAUUAAGAAUCUUUCUGUAUGAACUCUUAAACUCAUCAAAAAAGAAUAAUUUCCUAAGAACCAAGUCCCACUGAUAUUCUUUCUUAAAGGUGGAACUGGUACUGCUGCCUGUAGAUAUGAUUGCUCAAGACUUCCCAUUAUAAGACCCAGUUUUUUGUUGCUUAUAACUUUGCCAAAUUUUAUCCUGCUUGGCUGAAGCUAUCCAUCCCAGAUGUCUGCCUGACUCUUUCUACCUACCUACUAAAAUUGUUCAGAUGUUUCUAAGAUCACAUUAAGGUCCAAACAACACAUUUUGCCCAUGUUAAAAAUAUUCUUACAACUAUUUCAUUGAGAGUCUGUAAUGCUUCCACACGUUGGAUCAGGAACUUGAAAUUUGGGCAGGGGAGUUUACCCCGAGUCAGGGGUGUGCCUUUACCAUCCCCAGAAAAACCUGUCCAAAUUUGACCAAGUGAUAAAACCAAAUUGAAGUUUGUGCAUACUCAGAGACUUGCUUGCCAGCUAAAUUUUCUGAAGAUUCCAUCUGCACUGAGCAUGCUCCAUUCCCCUCACAGCUUCUGUGUGACAACUGCACUGCAUUUAUGCCAUUUGCACAGAGCAACUGAGCAUGCUUCAACCCAAGGCUCAGAACAGGACUUUUCCUGCAAAUGCUGCUCCUGGCUGCGCGGGGUAGUUGUAACCCAUAGGCACAUGAUCUGAGAUCAGGGAGACUCUCCUGUGCUUUCAAUAUUCCAAUUGCUGGCACCCAGGUAGUAUGGAGAAGGAGGAAAUGGCCGCAUUGGAAUGCACAGAAGUGGGAAAUGGGGCAAGAAAGAAUGUGAGGGGGUUGCAGGAACUAGAGGCUUGGGGAAGCAGAGGAGGAGUGGGACAGGAGCCAGGGGAUGGGAGGUUGGAUUGACUCAGAUGGAGAAUGAGCAUGAGCUGGAAUGGUGCACAUAAAAGCAGAGGUAGACAGAGGGACUGGGGUAUAGGAGUAAGGGCAUAUCCACUGGAGAAUUUGGGACAUUUACCAGAUAGAUAACAGUGGUAUUGCUUCUCUAAUUUGAUUAAUAUAAAACUUCUGGUGUUUAGUGUAGUGAUACAAAGGUAACAGUAACAACAGCGGACAUACGGAGUGACAUAUGGACUUAAUAUCAGCUUAGAGCAAUUUGGGCAAGAAUCCCAUGGCCCCAGCCUGAGUGGUUUUAAAUGAUGAGACCACAGGUAUCAGCUUUAAACAGAUUAAAGAAAAUAGUAUAUUUUUAUUUGCCAUGCAUGUCAAGGAUAUUAUCUUUUUUAUAUAGACAAUACCUUAAUUAGGAAAUCAACUACUAUAACACCCUUAGUCUAUCUAAUCUAAACAGAAAGUUCUAUUUCCAUAACACAGGACAGCAGCUAAUGAAAUAAGAGUGCUAAAAAUUUUGGAGAACUGAAAGAUUUGCAGAAAGUACACCAGUGACUUCUUAUAACUAAUCCACAAUAAAUAGCAAGUGAUCACCACCCUUCUCAAUAAUCCGAGUUCUUAGUCAUUACUCACCUAAGUACAGGAAAACAAUGCAAGAUGCAUGCAAGGCUUCCAUUGACUACAGUGAUGGCUGCAUUUUUUUGCCAUGAGGGAGUCAUAGAUUUUUAACAUUAUAUCCAUGAUUUCUGAGACUUUGGGUUGUAGAUAGGUGGAUGUAAUAAUGAACAGUUGAAUCAAUUUUACUAAGAACUUUAAGUUUUAAAUUUGAUGACUCAAUCUACAAAGAGAGGUAGAGACAGAUGGAAAUCCAGUACUGUAGAGGGAUCUGUACAGUGCUUCUGUCCCUGCUGCCUUUGCAGAGACAAGCAAAUUGUGCCAUAAAGGCAGCAUUAGAGUCUCUUGCCUGCCCAUCUUCCCAUGCUACUUCUGUGCACUGAGGGCCUGAUCUUGUGCCAUUUAAGUCAGUAGAAGUUUUACUGAUGACUUCAGUCGGAGCAGGGUUGGGGCUCUAGUGGGAAAGCAAGGGAAAAUGGUUCUAAAUGGUUUUACUUUUAUGUCCUGUUUCUAUAAACACUUAUGCAUAUGCUAAGCUUCCGAGUUUCCCCACUGGGACUGCUCAAAGCAGUAAAGUUAAACAUAUGCAUAAGUGUUGCCAAGAUUAGGGCCUAGGUCACGUUUCAGUGAGUUUAAAUUGACAUUUUGUGACAAAAGACAUUAAUUUGUCUUUUUGCCUCUUAUUAAGUGAGCAGUCUGACUUUGGGGUUUUUUACCAUGGCAGAGCACUAGCCUCAGCACUUUAUAUAAGGAAUCAGUAAACUAAAACUGUCACCAUUGCGAACAUCUAAGAUAGUAAAAGUAACUAAGAAGACAUAAAACAUGACCAAAUACUAGUGAAGAGAUAUUGCCUAAUGUGAUUCCAUUCAUGAAUUAGAAAGCCACAAACCAUAAGUAUAAAUGUAACCCGUUUACAUAUGGUACAUUGAUAUUAUCAUCUUCCUCUGUUAUCAUGAGGUAGUAAUAUUGAUUAAUGUUCUCAUUGAAUCGCUUGUUUUAACACUUCUUGGAGGUAAAUUUUGAAAAGCACUGAAGGCAGAAUACUCAUGGUGUGGUAAAUUAAAAUUUUUUGCUGUGAACGUUGCCUUGAUUUACAGCUCAUGCAGUAUGUAGAACUUCAUGACAAAUAAAGGAGGGAAGGACUAAAGAGUUCUGCUUGUUUAUAUGAACAUAUCCCUUUAGCUUUUACCAUGAAGUUGUACAAAAGCCAAAGCAAAUUCCAAUCUUACACUGUUGUAGAUUAGGAGUAACUCAAGGAGUAAUGAGUGAGUUACUUCCAUGUAAAGCUGGUAUACAUGAGAUCAGAUUCAAAACCCCUGUGUUACUCACCAGGCUAUAAUAAUGGCAAGCUACGUAUCUAAAAUAUUGGGCCUGAUUGUGUUCUUCUAUUGUGUAAUUGAUUUCAGCAGAGUUACACUAGUGUGAGAAAAUAAUCAGUUCGCUCUGUCUUUGUUUUGUGUUCUCUAGUGUUUGUCCCUGUAGGUCCUUAAUUUCUUAAUGUCCAUAUGCAAAUAUACAUAUUUAGCUUGCAUUUUCAAAGCAGUGAAAUAAUGUGCUAGUAACUCAAAAGUUGUCAUUAUCCUAUCCUGUGAUCAACAAAAUGGAGUCUUUAUGUCUCAGGCUGUUUUUGUUUCUAUAAAGAGUUCUUCUGCUUUUUUGUUGUUAGUUGUUGAUAUAGCACUAUAUGUCUAUGUUCACAAUACCUAUACAAAAGUCUCCAUUUAAAAAGUCAGCACUUAAAAUUACUGCACCACAGUAUAUGAAAACAUUGUGGUAUCUCAGGUAACAUAAUGUAGUAGCUAUUGGUGAAUGCUGUGUAUUUUCCUCAAGUUCGUUAUAAGCUUUAGUUAUGCAGCCCUAUUCCCAUAUAUGUAAGAGAAUUGCUUUAGUUCAGUGGAAAACUUGACUAAUUUGAGAAACCAGGCAUAGACUUUCCAGAAAAUAAUACAUACUGACAGUGAUUCUUAAAGGGUGAAACUAAUUAAAGUGUGCCAAUUGGUUCCAAUGUGGUAUUUGUUGGGACUGCAUUAUAAAUGCUGAAUCCAACUUUGCACAGUGUAGAGAAAUUUCACAUUGGGUCACUAAUGAAAUCAAAAAGUACUGUUCACACGAUUCUAGAAACAUGUCAACAGAGACAUUAGAUCUUUGUUUUAGUUCUGUAACAUGAACUUAAUAUUAAGUGAGCAACUGUAUGAAGAGCUGUAUUUGUUUGUUUCCAGAAAAACUCGAGUAACUUUCUUUUGUUACACAGUUGACCUAUCAGCACAACAGCUUCUUCUAAUACAUUAAUAGAAGCAACAUUAAACUGAAUUCUGGUUCUGUCUGACUUGAAUGAUCUGGAUGCUUUCUGAUGGUAAUGUUAUCUCUUAUGAAUGUCUGCACAAUGUCCAUAUUUAUUGUAUUGUCCACAUGGAGAAAUUUACUAUGUUUUGAGCACGUGUAGGUAGCUCUCCUUUCUUCUUUGUAUAAUGAUGUCAAUAUAUCAGAAUUAUUGUUCAAAGUAUAACCAUUUUCAUUGCUAAAUGUGAGGAACAUAAGUUAUAAAAGUGUCUUCCAACCACUAAAGUGUUCUUGUAUCAGCAGCUUUACGUUCUAUCAAGCAUUUUUUAUUAUUGAAAUAAAAGCAAAACACUGCCACAGAAAUAGAUCAUAUGUCCUGCAGUCUCAUCUUUUGCUCUAUGUAAUGAGUCUUCCAUUGGAAGCAGGGUGGAUAAAAUAAUAAUUUUUAAAUCAAAUCAAUUUUAAUAUAAUUAGAUUUUUAUUUACAUAUUGGUAGGUCUUUAGCAAUUUAAGAUAUCAAAUUGGGAAGAAAGUGAGCAUUGUGUACUUGUUUGGUUUCCAAUUGUUAGUAGAAUUUCAGAUUUUACAGAGACUU